CAGAAAGAGAGGGAAAUCUUUCUUCCGAGUUCCGAGGAGUACAGUAAGGGAGCCGCUAGCGCCGUGUCGGCACAAGGGUACAGUACGGUACCGUACAGACACAGUCUGGACACGCGACACUGAUCCUAACUAACUAUCUGGAGAAGAAGAUACCACUGAUCAGGUGGUGUCCAGGGAUAUUAAACCACACCUGCCAGAUUAUACCUGCAAACCCUCACUAUUCUCCUUCAUACACGAGUUUCAUCUUUUCCCGCCAUAAUUCAAGAAAAUAUGGCAGAGUGAUAUCAAAUAAAACAUGGCGGACAGAACAAUUGGAAAGAUGAAUAUGAAUCUUCUGUUUAGUGAUAUAUAAUUGAAUACUGGGCACUGCCUGAAGAUACUAUCUGGCUGCUAAACCUUCAUAUUUUUACCGCUGACUCGAAUGUCUGACGUGAAGAUGGAGUUGAAACGAAGGCUUGGGUUUGGUUCAGGAGCUAAUCAGAGAUAUGAACUCAUUCGGUCAACUCAGUCUCUAGUAGACAGGUUGAAUUUAAACAGUGAGGACAUCAGUAUUCAACCCGUUCAUCCCAGUAUCAUGGGACAGGAUAACUGGUUUAGUAUCACGUAUACUAGUUCCAACACGACCAGAUACUUCUCCUGUCAGAACUCCAGGGAGAGGGACGAGUGGAUCACCAGUCUCAGGAAAACCUUAACUCCGCUGGAAGAUCGACGGAGGAUGGAGAACAGUCUCAAAAUAUGGGUUUUUGAGAUCAAAGGACUGUCGGAGAAGAAAAAAUAUUUCUGUGAAAUUCAUCUUGAUGAUAAAAUUUACGCGAGAACGUCGAGCAAGAAAAUGGCUGGAAUGUGUUUCUGGGGAGAAUAUUUUAAUUUCCCAGAUCUUCCCAAAGUGGAGAAAAUUACAAUUCUCAUCUACAAGGACAAAGGAAAGGUUCGGAGACAGCGGAAACCUGUCGGGCGCGUCAAGAUCUGUGUUGCGAGCGUACUAUCUCGUCGCGAGGUUGAGAAAUGGUAUCCUGUCGAAAAAUCGUCGCGACGAGAGUCUCCUAGUAUACGACUGAAGUGUCAGUUCCAAAGUAUUGAUGUACUACCACUUCAGGACUAUGAGGAGCUUCUCAAAUUCUUGACGGACGAUUACAAGAGUUUGUGUCGGCUCCUGGAGCCCCAUAUAUCCGUGAAGGUGAAGGAAGAGCUCUCCUACUCCCUGAUGAACGUGUUCAAGAUCCAGGAUAUUGCUGAGGACAUCCUGGCGGAUAUUGUGGUUCAUGAGAUUGCGUCCAAUGACAAUGAUACUUUGACAUUCCGAGGAAACUCAAUUGCAACCAAGGCUAUGGAGACUUAUGUUAAACUUGUGGGUGAGAAGUAUCUUGAAGACACGUUGAGAUCUACCUUGCAUGAUAUCCUGAACAGUGAACUCGACCUAGAGGUCGACCCCAUCAAGGUCAAUAAUCCUGACCUCUUGUAUUCACACAGACAAGACCUCAGGAAUAUUGUUUCAAUAGUUUGGAAACGUAUUGCCAACUCACACAGUCUGUUCCCUGUUCCGCUCCAACGAUGCUUUCAUAAGAUCCGACAGUUUCUAGAACAGGUUGGAAAAGCCGACAUGGUUGAUAAACUUGUCUCAAGCUGCCUCUUCCUUAGAUACCUCUGUCCAGCCAUCCUCGGUCCAAACCUCUUUAAUAUAACCGAUGAGUACCCAAGUGAAAGAUCUAACCGGAACUUGACUCUGAUUGCAAAAACACUACAAUCCCUUGCCAACUUUGCCCGGUAUGAGGGUAAGGAGAACUCAAUGGAGUUUAUGAACGGGUUCCUGGAUGAUGAAAUGCAGAAUAUGAAAACAUUCCUCCAGCUUGUAUCAAGUCCCCCUCCUGAGGACUGGAUUCAUGAUCUCUCUGGGUUGAAUGAGAAAGGAGAUCUAGGAAAACAUCUCUCCAACCUUCACACAAUCCUUGUAGAGAAUAUCUGUAAGAUCCCAUCCGGUGGAAACCUCAACCUUCAGCAUUUAAAAUCCAUCCUCAACAACAUCAACAGCAACCUCCACCGUCCUUCAACCUCAACCCUUGAUAAUAUCGCUGAACCCACCCCUGUAAAGAUAAAGCGAAUGUCGGUUGAGGAUAAGUCUCCGGGUAUACACAGCAUCCAGAGCGUACAGAACAUGAGUAGUGUGGGGAACGUAAGUCAGAACAAUGUUAUCUCCAACUGGAUGUCCUGGACCCUGGGUCGAGGAGAGAAGAGAUCAAAGGUGUGUGAGCCUAUUCCUCAGCAUAAACUAAAGAAUACAACUCUAGGAAAACCAAGCUUCUAUACCCCGGAUGUAACUGAGUCCAGUUCCUCUUCUGCCUCUCUUACCCCUUCUCCCAAGUAUUCAGCCAACCCAGGGCUCUGGACACACUCGCAACAAACUGGAGUUCGGAAAAAUGCGCGAAGUGUGAGCAGUAUUAGUAUUAUUGAUGAUUCAGAUUCCGAGUCAAGUAGUGCUUCAAGUCAUUAUAGGACAGAUGCACAAGGAAAUCCUGCCCUGCAGUUCUCUACUCUACCCAGACCUAGAGUUGAGACAAAAACCCUCUCUGAUUACGAGAGAGAAAUCCACGGACUGCGAUCCGCGAUGGAAUCCCUUCAACUUAAACUCCACGAUGCUGAGAGGAAACUUCAAUCUCAGCAGUGCUCCGGGUCUAGCUCAGGGAGUGAAAGAAGUACAACUUCACCCAGACAUUCCCCAACCAAAGACGAAUAUAUCCCUUUCUCUAAGAACGAGGAGGUGAAGGAAACCUUGGGAAGAUUGUUAAAAGAAGAAGAUCUGCUAAGACGAGAUCAACAAUCUCUAAUUCAUAAGAUGGGAGACAAGGAACUAAUGAUCCUUCUCCAGCAGCGGAAAAUAGCAGCCCUGGACGAGGCAAACAAUAGACUGGUCUCCGAGUUAUCUCGGCUAGGGGAGAAGGUUGGAUAUAGGCACAAGAAACCUAUCCCUGAUACUCCCAAGACUGUGGACGAACUACUGGAUUCCUUUAAUGAUACUCCGGUAUAACAUGAAUAUACUGUAGUGUUUCCUUCAAUCUUAGAGUUCAUCUUUAGAUUUGAUCCGCUCCUAAAUUAAGUUAAACCUUCCACACUACCCCCGCUCCGUUCAAAUCUUCCGUGUUUUGCCAGAGUGUUGAAAUCACUAUAAAGUAGUUGACUGCAAGGUUACCUAGGUGAGGGGAGAGAGAUUAAAUCCUAGUCGGAUGAUAGAUCGUCUAUUUCCGAUUUGUCUGUACUCCGUCUUUAAGAUAGAACUGUGAAUAUCUUCAGGAUCGUUCAGUUCUGGAAAUUGAUUUCGGCAAUCAGAGAUAAAGUUCAUCAUUGAUCAUCAAAUCUCGGGAAAUAUUAUUGAGAGAUAGCAACCGAUAAACAUUUAUACGCAGAGCUAAAACCCGGAAACGGAAUCUGAUCCACGAAACCCUUCUUCUCCAAUGUUGGAGAGAACUGUAUCCGGUUUCCACUAAAAGUUGGUAUUUGAAAGAUAUAAAAAUAGCGUUCUUUAAAACCAUAUUGUUGUGUAGAUGAUCUGACAUACAAUUGUAUAAUUGCCGACAUAUUGUGAUUUCAAAUUUUAUAUGAUUUAUAGCUUUUGUUAUUGUUAUUGGCUUUCUGCAUAUCAUAGUCUAUUCAUAAUAUAUUAUGUGAUAUUUA
Molecule: messenger RNA, 3666 nt
Organism: Eurytemora carolleeae
Lineage: Eukaryota; Metazoa; Arthropoda; Copepoda; Calanoida; Temoridae
Product: probable Ras GTPase-activating protein
Exons: 5
Coding region: 422-3022 (866 amino acids)
Biological process (GO): regulation of GTPase activity
Source: RefSeq, a predicted model, not a curated record